AUGGCCGAGCCCAUCGACUUCGCCGCGACCAUCGCCUCCCUCCAGGAGCAGAUCGACACCCUCAAUGGCGAGCUCGCUGGCCACCGCAAGCUCAUCGAGACGGGCGACAUCGACGCCUUUUGGCUCCUAUUUGGCGGCGUGCUCGUCUUCUGGAUGCAGGCGGGCUUCGCCAUGCUCGAGGUCGGCUCCGUCUCCAAGAAGAACACCAAGAACAUCCUCGUCAAGAACAUCUUCGACGCGUGCAUCGCCGCGAUGAUGUGGUGGGCCAUCGGCUCGUCGCUCGCCGGCGGCACGGGCGACGACUUCACGUCCGAUGGCAGCAACGGCUUUGCGGGCAACGGCGCCCUCUUCCUCUCGACGUCGACCGCCAACAAGAGCGCCUACGCCAAGGCCUCCUGGUUCUUCGGCUGGACCUUCGCGGGCGCGGGCUGCACGAUCGUCUCCGGCGCGAUCGCGGAGCGCGCGACGUUCACGGCCUACGCCAUCUACUCCGUCGUCCUCACGGGCUUCGUCUACCCGCCCGUCGUCCACAUGAUGUGGGGCGCCGGCCGCUUCUCCGCCUGGCGCUCGCUCUCCAGCCGCCCCCACAACGACGACGCCGACGACGCGUCCGCGGGCCGCCUCUUCGGCGACUGCGGCGUCAUCGACUUCGCGGGCUCGGGCACGGUGCACAUGACCGGCGGCGUCGCCGCCAUCAUCGCCGCCAAGUUCAUGGGCACCCGCAAGGGCUUCCCCGACAACCUCCCCGAGGGCCAGCCCGUCUACCAGGCGCUCGGCAUCUUCAUCCUCUGGAUGGGCUGGUACGGCUUCAACUGCUGCUCGACGCUCUACAUCGACGGCUACGCCCAGUCCGCCGCCCACGUCGCCGUCACGACGACGCUCGGCGCCGCGGCCGGCUGCCUCUCGACGUCCGCGAUCGGCUACGCUAUCUUCCACUACAUCGACCCGGGCUACGUCUACAACGGCGUCCUCGCGGGCCUCGUCGGCAUCACGUCGCCCUGCGCCGUCGUCUCGCCCGCGGGCGCCGUCAUCAUCGGCGCGCUCGCGGGCCCGGUCUACGUCGCCGCGUCCACCGCGGUCAAGAAGGCGGGCAUCGACGACGCCGUCGACGCCUUCGCCGUCCACGGCGCCUGCGGCAUGUGGGGCGUCAUCGCCGCCGGCCUCUUCGCCACGCCGUACUACUACACGGUGUCGUACUACAGCGAGCGCAAGGACGACUGCGCGGGCAUCUUCUACGGCGGCAAGGCGACGGGCUCCUUCGCGGCCGCCUUCGCCUGCAUCGGCGUCAUCCUCGCCUGGGUCGGCUCGACGAUGACCAUCCUCUUCGGCACGCUCUCCGCCACGGGCCAGCUCCGCGUCACCGCGGAGGUCGAGGCCACGGGCCUCGACGACUCCAAGCACGGCGGCGCCAUCAGCGACGUCAAGGUCGAGGACAUCGUCGCCAAGGGCGAGGGCAUCGGCGGCGGCACGGUCGUCAUCCCCUCGGAGGCCUAA
Molecule: messenger RNA, 1494 nt
Organism: Aureococcus anophagefferens
Lineage: Eukaryota; Pelagophyceae; Pelagomonadales; Pelagomonadaceae
Gene: AMT1
Exons: 2
Coding region: 1-1494 (497 amino acids)
Biological process (GO): ammonium transmembrane transport; ammonium homeostasis
Cellular component (GO): membrane
Molecular function (GO): ammonium channel activity
Source: RefSeq, a predicted model, not a curated record